AUGAUGAACAAUGGAUUAUGGUGCAGUCAUUCCAAUCACCCUACUCCUAUAAAAAAAGAAUACAGUGUCAUAUUAACUCAUGAGUCCUUAAUCGAAGAUGGCACAUUAGUGGAGUUCGAACCCAUGUCAGACGUUUGCGACGUACAAAAUACUAAAGAUGUAUGCAUAAAUACAAAUAGAGAUGAAUCUCAGUGUUACUGGUGUUCAAUGAUUGAAAAAUGCAGUAAUGGCCGUGAUUAUCAUGCAGAUAUAUGGAUGAAGAACGGUUGCGAUGCAAAUAAUAUUUCCCAACCUCAUCGUUCGCAAAAUUUAACACCAAAUGGAAUGAGAGAAUCUGUUGUACAAACCACGACUGAGAAUAAUAAUAAUUCUCAUAAUCAAUGUAGGCGAAAUUCAACAUCAAAGGGUUUGAGAGAAUCUGAUCUACAAACCAUGACUGAGAAUAACAUUUCUUUUUCAACUCCGCCCAAUUUUUCUGAAGGAGAACAAAAUUCCAAUUCGUAUACAUACUUGUUUUUUGUCAUACCACUUUUAAUUCUGUUCAUUAUAUUUAGUAUUUAUUUUGUUAGAUUAAUUCUAAUCCGGUUAGGAUUAUUAAAGGUAACAUAUGAUUUAGAUGCUUAA
Messenger RNA from Schistosoma margrebowiei, 624 nucleotides. NCBI's taxonomy places the organism in Eukaryota, Metazoa, Platyhelminthes, Trematoda, Strigeidida, Schistosomatidae. The record is from the annotation of a GenBank genome assembly.